Carica papaya (papaya) is the source of this 1639-nucleotide messenger RNA. RefSeq names its product Ribose 5-phosphate isomerase, type A protein (gene RSW10). The record is from RefSeq and is a predicted model, not a curated record. NCBI's taxonomy places the organism in Eukaryota, Viridiplantae, Streptophyta, Magnoliopsida, Brassicales, Caricaceae. Gene Ontology annotation, biological process: pentose-phosphate shunt, non-oxidative branch. Gene Ontology annotation, molecular function: ribose-5-phosphate isomerase activity.
UGGCAGGAAAUCCCACGCUCUCACUUUUCCGAGAACCAGACGAAUCCCCGCCCCGCCUCUUGUGUGUCUCUACGCAAAACCCUAUCGCCAUUUAUCUCCGCCCUUCGCCAUUCACCACCAUACAAUCCCGUAUCGGUGAUCUCUCUCUUUUCAUCGGUAUAGAACUCGCUUUUGAGUUUUAACCCUUCUUAAAUCCUGGGUUCUCUUCCCUUUUUCUAGCCUACAAUCUUUCUUCGUCUUCGUCCUCGUGAAUGUCUGUGUUGUGUUAUUAAGCCUUGUUUGCUUCUCCUCAGAAUAGUCCAAAUUUGAAACAUCCUAUUCAAAUCCUAGAGAACCCAGUUUCUUUUUUUUUUUUUUUUUUGUUUCCUUUCUUGAUUUUUGUUCAUUCUUUUUUCUUAUCCCUUUCGCGUCCACACAAAAAGGGGGAAGAAUGGCUGUUGCUUAUCCCCAUUUCAUUGGCUCAGAUAAUCCAGCCAUGGAGGCGGGCUUGCCUUCUCUGUCUCCGCCCAUGUCACCUCCCGUGAUUCUCACCCAAGACGAACUUAAAAAGAUUGCCGCUUACAAAGCCGUUGAGUUCGUUGAAUCGGGGAUGGUUAUCGCUCUCGGUACCGGCUCCACAGCCAAACACGCCGUUGACCGUAUUGGGGAGCUGCUGCACCAAGGCAAGCUCAAAAACAUUAUCGGAAUUCCGACUUCUAAGAAGACGCAUGAGCAAGCUUUGUCCUUGGAUAUCCCUCUCUCGGAUCUUGAAUCGCAUCCCGUCGUCGAUUUAGCCAUCGACGGCGCCGAUGAAGUCGACCCUCACCUCAAUCUCGUCAAAGGCCGAGGUGGGUCGUUGCUUAGAGAAAAAAUGAUAGAAGGAGCAUGCAAGAAAUUCAUUGUUAUUGUUGAUGAAUCGAAAUUGGUUAAGCAUAUAGGCGGCAGUGGGCUGGCUAUGCCCGUGGAGAUUGUGCCAUUUUGUUGGAAAUUUACUGCACAGAGGCUGCAAAAGCUGUUCGAAGACUCUGGUUGUGUGGCUAAGCUGAGAAGAGCCACUGGCUGCGGCGGCGCAGACAAGGGAGACCCGUUUGUUACUGAUAAUGGGAAUUAUAUAGUAGACUUGUAUUUCAAAAAGGACUUUGGUGAUCUCAAGGCUGCAAGUGAUGCAAUCUUGCGGCUUCCCAGCGUUGUGGAGCACGGUAUGUUUAUUGACAUGGCUACUACAGUGAUUAUUGCAGGUGAGCUAGGUAUUAAGAUCAAGAACAAAUAACAUCUUUGGAGAAUACCAGAUGGAGGAGAAGCUGGAGUAGUUUUACUUGAUCGAGAUUUAAGAUGGGUUUCUAACAAGUUUUUACCUUGGGGCUUAUGUUUUAUUUUAUGGGCUUCUGAAAUUCCAAGUCAAACUGGUGAGGAAUUUUGAUUAUUUAACAGAAAAAGGGCGUUAUUUUUUUGGAUUCCGACGACAUCAGUUGAUGUGAUUAUGUGGGGAAGAGUCUUCCUCACAGACAGUUUUGUUAUUUCUUGAGGUAGUUAAGUGAAGAAAAGCAUUUAAAAUUAGUGACCUUUAGAGGUUUAUGUAAACAGCUGCUUGCUACGAUGACUAUGUCAGCUGUCCUUGUAUUCAAUAAUUCAAUACUAAAUCUUUUCACAAUUUGUUUUA